Aspergillus campestris IBT 28561 is the source of this 924-nucleotide messenger RNA. RefSeq lists its product as uncharacterized. Bases 253 to 738 code for a protein of 161 amino acids. The transcript has a single exon. The record is from RefSeq and is a predicted model, not a curated record. NCBI's taxonomy places the organism in Eukaryota, Fungi, Ascomycota, Eurotiomycetes, Eurotiales, Aspergillaceae.
GAAACAUCUCUUUAUGAGGAUCUGGAAUAUUCCUCCCCUUUACACCGAGACUGUUAUGCGCGCGAUCGCCAUAGAUGCGUUGUAACUGGAACAUUCGAUACUGGAGAAGCUUCUAAGCGACCCAACAAAUACGGAGACUGUUGUCGAGAUGACAAUGGGGACAUGUUGUGGCCGAGGGGUAAUUUCUGGAAACAGUACCCUUCCAGAUUCUAUUCUUUGAUCCUUCGUCUACAAUCUAUCUAGGCUGAAUACAUGCAGAUGGCCCAUAGGAUCCUGAAUAUGUUCAAUCCCACUGUUGUCCCUCUCAGCAGUGGGACUAACAUUGACCGUCCCAUGAAUGCGCUCACUAUGACGCGUCCUGCUUGCUGGCUGAUUUCUCAUUUCAAAAUAGCUUUCGAACAUAUUGGGCCUCACACCUACAAGAUCGACUUGGUGCGCCCAGACUACCCGCCCGAUCUUCAAAGGGCUGAGCUUCCUGUUACCCGAACCCUCGAUCUCGCCCCAGAUCACAAUAUAGACCCGCCGUCAGCUGAUCUUCUGAAGAUCCACUCUGCCAUCGCGAAGAUCCUCUAUCUGAGUGAUGCGAGUCGGUUCAUUGAUCGAUUUUUUGGGGCGAUGGGGGAAAUGGAAGCGCGGCUAUUCAAGCCAGAUGUAACGAGCCGUAUCGACGAGUACGUAGCUUCCAAUCUCGCUGGUUGUUUUGAGGAGAUGUCUACGGAGGAGGAGUCUAGGAUUUAAGCCGCUAAACCGCUGUACUUCAUCAUUGUACACUGAUGAAGUCGGCUUACCGUGUUGUGGGAAACGAGAUGGACUCUAUUAUGCAAGCGAAGGUACAUUUAUGUCAUGUUAUCAAGACAGAUAUGUAACUGUAGCAGUUGUGGAGUUUGAGACAUGCAACCGACCAAUAUGUCAGCUAACUUGCGU